CCCUCCAUUUUUUUAGGAUUGGAAGUCAUUGUGAAUCAUGUGACUUUGAGUCAUCAUGAUCCUGGUGGAGCUCCAUCCCAUUAUGAUCUUCUGGUCAGUUUGGGUAUUGGGUAUGAUGCUACAUUUUCUAUUGAAGAUCUCGAGGCUAAACUUGGUUAUGGUCCUGGAACAAUGAAUUUCAUCUUGGGGAAGGUAAGGUUAAAUUAUUGA
This is a messenger RNA of Suillus fuscotomentosus, 210 nucleotides long. RefSeq lists its product as uncharacterized. The transcript has a single exon. The annotation marks the transcript as partial. The record is from RefSeq and is a predicted model, not a curated record. Lineage: Eukaryota; Fungi; Basidiomycota; Agaricomycetes; Boletales; Suillaceae.